AUGAGCAAUACUGCGAGACGUCAUGAUCGAGCUCAGUCUCCUGCAAGUGAACUAGUCGAUGUGUCGCGAACCGAUCCUCUUGACCCCCAAGGAGGAAAACGUGCUCUCAUGAUCACCACCUUUACCCCGGCAAACUGCGGAAGUGUACUUUCCACAUCAUACAUACCGAAUGCCACAGCCAGGUAUGAAGAUGAGAGUUUCCAGUCGUUCGGAAUACCCUCAGGAACGUUCGAGUCGUUUCGGAUCCAAACCCAAACCCAGCAGCAGCCACCGCUUUCCAGUCUUCAGGGAAAUUAUCCAGUCGUGCUCUUCUCACCAGCUUUGGGGAACUCACGGUUGACAUACACAUUGCUGCUCCAGGACCUUGCCAGCUACGGAUUUGCCGUCAUCUCCGUCGAUCAUCCGUACGAUGCCAACAUCGUGGAAUACCCCGAUAGCCGCACAGUGGUCGGAAUCCUCGGAAACGUCGCUACAGAUGCACAAUACAUCUCAGCAAUGAACGUUCGCGUUCAAGACAUGAGAUUCGUUCUGGAUCAGACUCACAACAGCACGGCGCUCGGAGAUAUAUUUUCGUCAGUUCGGGGAAAUUCCCAGCUACUCUCUCUCGAUCGAGUUACAAUCUUCGGCCAUUCCCUGGGCGGAGCCACCGCUGCGCAGACUAUACUGGCCGACUCUCGAUUUGUCGGGGGCGUCAAUAUGGAUGGUUCAUUGUGGGGAUCUGUCGUGGACGAAGGACUGUCGCGCCCGUUCCUGAUGUUCGGGAAUGCGAACCACACCCAGGCAACCGACGCCAGCUGGGCAGCGGUUUGGCCGCAUCUGCGAGGAUGGAAACUCGAACUCAAACUCGCACAGUCGAAGCACUAUACGUUCUCGGACUUUCCAGUGCUUGUCGAUGCUCUGAAUAUCUCGGACGACGCCAAGCAGAUUGUCCAGGCCGGGUAUAUUGGGACUAUAGGCGGGCUGCGGGCCAGGAACGUGAUAGUUGCGUACAUCCCCGUCGCACUGCAGUACUUCGUCUAUGGGCGAACGUCAGACCUACUGAGCGGACCCUCAGCAGCUUUUCCUGACGUGACUUUUGUGUCUUCUUGA
Molecule: messenger RNA, 1089 nt
Organism: Aspergillus aculeatus ATCC 16872
Lineage: Eukaryota; Fungi; Ascomycota; Eurotiomycetes; Eurotiales; Aspergillaceae
Product: PAF acetylhydrolase family protein
Exons: 2
Coding region: 1-1089 (362 amino acids)
Molecular function (GO): 1-alkyl-2-acetylglycerophosphocholine esterase activity
Source: RefSeq, a predicted model, not a curated record